Phyllopteryx taeniolatus (common seadragon) is the source of this 1087-nucleotide messenger RNA. RefSeq names its product muscle-specific beta 1 integrin binding protein 2 (gene mibp2). The transcript is spliced from 8 exons. Lineage: Eukaryota; Metazoa; Chordata; Actinopteri; Syngnathiformes; Syngnathidae. The record is from RefSeq and is a predicted model, not a curated record. The coding region runs from base 208 to 819 and encodes 203 amino acids. Gene Ontology annotation, cellular component: cytoplasm.
UCGGUCCUCUUUCGGUGGAAGACCGCGUCCGAGCGACAUCUCGCUUACCUUACCCACUCGAAAAAAAAACAAGUACCAUGGACGAGUCGAGUAGUUGACGUUUCCUGUAACCUUCUCUUUUUAAGCUUUCUUCCGUCCGAUCAGCUAGCACCUGUCUAUUGGCGUUUUUGACUUUUCCCUUCUACGAGCAAACCAGCAGCGGACACCAUGAAGUACAUCAUCGGCAUCGGCGGCGUUACAAAUGGAGGGAAAACCACCCUCACCAACCGCCUGAUCAAGAACCUGCCCAACUGCUGCGUGGUACACCAGGAUGACUUCUUCAAGCCCCAAGAUCAGAUUGCAGUUGAAGAUGGCUUUAAGCAGUAUGAUGUCAUUAGUGCUCUGGACAUGGACGCCAUGAUGAGCACCAUCUACGCGUGGCUUGAGAACCCGGUGAAGUUUGAGAAGUCUCACGGCGUCAAUAACACCCUGGACACCGAGAUUCUGCCAGAGUCCGACCACAAAGAGGAGACUCGCAUCCUCAUCGUGGAGGGCUUCCUGCUUUACACUUACCAACCUUUGAUCGACGUGCUGAACCAGAGGUUCUUUAUUUCCAUCCCCUACGAAGAAUGCAAAAAGAGGAGGUGCUCGAGGAACUACACGGUGCCAGACCCCCCGGGCCUCUUCGACGGCCACGUCUGGCCCAUGUACUUGAAACACAAGAUCAUCAUGGAGAGGACAGGUGUUGAUGUUUUGCAGCUAGAUGGAACAAAGUCAAAGGAACAACUGUUCAACUUUGUCUAUGGGAACAUCCUGAAUAAUAUCCAACAUUCUCUUUAACAAAGGUCACAUGAUCAGCUAAAAAGGAGCACGUAUUUAGCCUGCUUGAAGACCGGCUCGCCUCAAGUUUCUACCUGGCAGCUUAUUUAGCUGACUGCUACGAGUUUUAAACGUACAAAAAUCUAUCAAUAUGUAACUGGCGGCAUCAAAUGCUGGCAUGAUUUUAUAUCAAGCGUAUUUAUUGCUUUAUACGGCCUACACUCCGCAGAGACUGGGUAGAUGUAUUCAGAGGAUGGAUGCAUAUGUCAAUAAAUGAUCCUCAAGCCAA